This is a messenger RNA of Penicillium taxi, 1212 nucleotides long. RefSeq names its product RCC1 domain-containing protein. Gene Ontology annotation, molecular function: guanyl-nucleotide exchange factor activity. The transcript has a single exon. The record is from RefSeq and is a predicted model, not a curated record. Gene Ontology annotation, cellular component: cytoplasm. The coding region runs from base 1 to 1212 and encodes 403 amino acids. NCBI's taxonomy places the organism in Eukaryota, Fungi, Ascomycota, Eurotiomycetes, Eurotiales, Aspergillaceae.
AUGAAACUAUUUGCCUUUGGGUCCAAUGGAUCUGGCCAACUGGGCAUUGGUAGCACAGAAGACGUCUCAAUUCCAACAGAGUGUCUUUUCGAUACGCCACCAGAUUCAGCCGACAACGAUGAAAUAGUCCACAUAUCCGCUGGAGGAAACCACACUUUACUCCUCACGAAACGGGGGUAUGUAUAUGCAGCAGGUUGUAAUUAUGAUGGGCGAUGUGGCACACUUGAAUCAGAAUCAAAAACACCAGAAGAAAACAUUCUCCGCUUUCGACGCGUCGUUUUAUAUGACUCUACCACUGCUUCUCAAGUCUAUUCCUUUAAAUUCGUCUCUGCGACAUGGGAGGGCUCUAUUCUUGUUGCAUCUGUGCGGUAUAUUUCCAUAGAUUCUGCUGCUGAAGUCAUUGGGGAUAGAGUCUAUGUGUUGGGGUCGACACCAAAGGGUGAACUCGGUCUUGGAGAAAAAGUUCAUACUGCAGUGCCCGGAACAUUUAUUCCAAAUUUUCCACCCACUGGCUCAAAGAUUACUGCACUGGCUAGUGGGAUGUGGCACGCUGUUGCUGUCCUUUCGACUGAAAAUGUUUGUGGCUGGGGCGCAUCACGCAAGGGUCAACUAGGCGAGAGUCUUAAAGCACAGAAAAUAGCUUGGAAGCCGUCACCUGUUGAGGGCGUGCCUUUCCGUACAACCGGAGCCUUGUGCGGUCGUGAAUUUACAGUCUUCCUAGGGCGUCGAGACAGAGGCGAGCUCAAGGUUUUUGGAGAUAGUAAUAAUCGAUGGGGUGUACUGGAUGUUCCAAGUUCUUUACGUCUCAAUGACUCUUCUGCAGUUUCGCAUAUUGAUGUUGGAGCUAGUUGGAGUGGUGUCUAUGUAUGUGUUGCUCCAGUGGAGACUUCGAAUAGCUCCUCUGCUGUUCCACCCGCGGGAACCCUGGUAGCCUGGGGCCGCAAUGAUCGCGGCCAACUUCCGCCAUCAGAUCUUCCUCCUCUGACUCACUUGGCUGUCGGUAGUGAGCACGUUGUUGCGUUAUUACAGGAUGGUUCAGUGGCGGUGUUUGGGUGGGGCGAGCAUGGGAAUUGUGGGUUGGACACAGACCCGCACGGGAAUGUGGCAGGCUCAUAUAACUUGAUUCCAUUGUCAGGUGAUAUUAUCGCUGCUGGUGAAAAGGUCGUUAGAGUUGGAGCUGGGUGUGCAACAAGUUGGUUGAUUAUGAGCUGA